Messenger RNA from Folsomia candida, 2202 nucleotides. RefSeq lists its product as uncharacterized. The transcript is spliced from 4 exons. The record is from RefSeq and is a predicted model, not a curated record. The coding region runs from base 699 to 1805 and encodes 368 amino acids. Lineage: Eukaryota; Metazoa; Arthropoda; Collembola; Entomobryomorpha; Isotomidae.
UUUUUUGUGGAGUGAAAUAUCAAUGAAUUUGUGAAUACGGCUCGAAAACUGGGUAUAGUUACAAAUAUAGUUACAUUGCAAUGACAAAAAUCUCGUAGACAUCAAUUAGCAUAGCAACUUAAAUUUAAUAAAAUUCUUGUUACUUCGAUUUUCUAAAAAAUUCCCAUUCGUAAAAUUUCAAUUAAUUUUUUGUCUCCAUUCGAACUUUCAGUUAUUCGAAACCCCCACCGAUUUAUUAAACUCAUUCACACUAAAUUCUAAGUUGAACUAAAUUUCUGUACCCUCCACCCACCACGACUAAAAUAAAAUGGAAAACAAGACGGACAUGGUGGCAAAAUACAAUAAAAUGGCAAACUGUACCCAGCGUUGCCCACAAGGAAAAUCUCAAAGCAAAUCCGACACCACUUCGCCCUGGUUUUCUGGCCAAUGGAUCAUGAAAUUUGAGGAAUUCACAUUUAAAUAUUUGGGAUAUUUGUUCAGAACGCCGGAAGAAAUCGCGUCAACUCAAUCACUGACGGACGGAGCACAUCCUUUGGGACAAAAAGUAGUUUUGAACGAUAUUUUGAAUGAGUAAGCUUCAAAAUAGAUGCACCUUUUUGAAUAAUUUAUAAUUAUUAUUAUCGUUUAUUUUUUAAAAUAGAAUCAUUCGAAUAGAAAGCGAGUUGGACGAGGACCACAUCGCCGCCGUGCUUCCACUCAUGGCAAAUUUGACCUUCUUGAAGAAACAGGACUUUAAAUGGGUCAACACCGAAGAGCUCAUAAGCAUGUUGAACGUGUUCAAAAGAACGGCAGAAAGUGCGGCUUAUCGAUGUCUGGACAUGGACACGCAACUCAACAGUAUCGUAGAUUUUGUCGAAAGUAUUCGCAGAUUUGCCGAGUUCCUCUUAAAGACUGCAGUUCCUCCGCCGACUCCCCAAGAGCUUUGUAUCGAAAACUCAGUCACGAAUGUAAAGAACGCCUCCGAGCGAAAUCUAGGCCAGCCAAGCUCCAAACAGGUAAUCGCCCAGCCUGGGGCCAGCGGAACAAGUAACGUUCCGAAAUAUGGAAUUGAUGCGGCGACGGAGAUGGAUGGAGUUGUUGGGGUGAAUAAUGGAGGUUGGACGAAUAACCGGGCACCGAGCCCUGAGGACAAUAAUGUCCCAAACGACAGUUGGGAAAGAGUUGAAGAAUGCCCAUCAGUCAAAAACAUGCAAAGCAUAACCUCCACGAACACAGGAAAUCGGACGCCAAAAGUCGUGUCGGGACACCAGACGCCUCGGACGCAGCCCUCCUACCAAACUAAUAAUCAGAGUUAUAUAAAGAAACCGAAAUCAAAAAAGGGCAACAAAACCGAACAAGCCAGCUGCUCAACUUCCACAAAAAAACCAGUAGUAAAAAGUUGUGGCACUAAUUGUCCCUGCCAAUCCGCCGAUGUUGACUCUUACCAAGGAAAGUCGCGUCGACCUCCAGAGAAGUCACGUGGUGGUGGUGGUGGGAGGGGUGGCAUUCCACCUCGAGAAAAGAGACAGCGAUCGUCACCACCUUGUGCGAAGGGGCCGAGGGAGCCGAGAAAUAAUGAAAACUGGACGCCUAUGAUGGUUCAAGGGACCACUGUUAAGGACGACUUUCCAAGCGUGACGUAUUUUCCGAACAGGAGGGAGCUCAACAUUCCUGGCAUGAAGAUAUUCGACUUUCCCCCAAAAUGUGCCACUGGUCCACCUCCAUAUAAACAGCUCCAUCCUCAAACCCUUAUCCCCAUCAAUUCCACACAAAAGAAAACCAAGAAAAAGAAAAACGUCAAAACCUUCACCGACACAUCAUGCUAGAAAUUGGACGCGCCCCACAAAAUAAAAGUCAGUACAAAUUCUUUUUUUUGUAUAAUUUCCACACAAACACAUUAUCUUGCGUUUUUAUUUCAUUUCUUGUUUCGCGAUUCUUACACACAUCAUUUUUUUCAUCAAUAUUUAUCAUUAUUACGAGGACACCGCGUACAUUCUGGUGCCCAAAUAUUGAUUAGUUUGUUGCGGACAUUACAUUUUUUUUUUCAACGAUUACAAAGCAAUUAUAUUCUAUCAAUUUUUUUAUGUAUUAAUUCGCUAAAGAGCCAAUUACAUAUAGGAUCAUAUUUUGCCAUCCCCAUUUAAUCAUGGAAUUUUUUCAUUAACCGUGUGAGCAGAUUUUAAGAAAUUACAAUGAGUUUUUUUUAUCAGAAGAUGAGAGAAG